CUGUGGUUAGUUACUAAAUAUCAUGCUUGGGUCUAUUGUGUGGUAAUUACUCUUUGCGUCACUGAGUAACUAUUUUGAAUAAAAUAUGCGGCGACACCGUAUCAAUGUCAUGGUCAGUUCUUGACAUCAGUCACGUCAGAUCACUGAAUCCGCCGAUAUAAAUUGUAAACAAACAAUAAGCGAAGUCUGGAAGCUUUCAGUCCAGACUUCUAGACUUUGAAAAAGAGAUUGAAAACGAUGGGGGAACCCCCCAAAAAAGUUUACCCACCGGGCUGGAAUGACCCCCCAAUGUUGAGCUAUAGUCCGGCAAACCCACCUCCUAAGUCGAGAAUCACUAAUAAACGAGUGGCUUUUCCAGUGGGAUCAUCAACUACUCAAAGCACUGCCCAGUCGCCAGACGUCUCUUCUAAAACAUUACCUGACCCAGUUGGUAGUCCAUGCAUAGACGUCCUUUAUUUGAAGGCAUGUGAAAAUUUUACAAAAGCAUUAGAAUUACUAAAGGACGAAAGCAUCAAAGAACAUAUCUGGAAAAUGUUAUCAAUAUGGCAAAGCGGAAAAUUUUCUGAAAAUAUUCAACAACUACUAACAAAUUUAUCAACGAACAUUGCGGAAGGAAAUAGAAAUGCCGCCAGCCAAGACUACUUGAAACUUGCAAUGCUUCCAAAUGAACCCAUACUUAAAAUAUAUUUACAAUACUUAAAAUCUUUAGCAGAUCUAACGGCUACUUGAAACUGUGUGGUGACUUGUUCUUAAAUUAUUGUAUUUUAUGAUGUAAAUAGUCAUUGAAAUAAAAGAUGUACAUUUA
Dendroctonus ponderosae (mountain pine beetle) is the source of this 805-nucleotide messenger RNA. RefSeq lists its product as uncharacterized. The record is from RefSeq and is a predicted model, not a curated record. The coding region runs from base 238 to 729 and encodes 163 amino acids. The transcript is spliced from 2 exons. NCBI's taxonomy places the organism in Eukaryota, Metazoa, Arthropoda, Insecta, Coleoptera, Curculionidae.